UCACUUCUCAUCUGGGGGAGCAGGCUAGCUAAGCUCAGCUCAGCUCAGCCAGCCAUGGCUCACCCCUACCACUAUUCCUCUUAUCCCUACCCUUCCUAUUACGAUUACGAUUACGAUUACGGGCCGUCUGCCGAAGACUACCCGUCCGCCUCCGCCUCCGCCUCGGCCUCUGCCGCUCGCUCAGGCAGAUGCGAGCAUUGUGGCAAGUACGGGCACGCAUCGGAAAAGUGCUGGUUUCUCUCACAGAAUGCACAUAAGAAGCCGGCUCAUUGGCUUCCUCCCCCUCAAGACAUGGACACCACCAGCAGCAGCUACGCCUCGACCAGUCGGCGUCCUCCGCCUCGCCCCUCCAACCUACAGGACUCGAUGACCGAGCUAAGGGAUAGAGUGCAUGGCGGUGCGGCUUCAUCUUCUUCAACGCACCCAACCCGCAGUCCUCAGGAUCGACGAUCACCACCACCGCCUCCUCCUCGCGCGCCUUACGCGAGCACAUCGUCGUCUUCGGCCAGGCCAGAGCGCGGACCGAAUGGCAUCGCGGUGGACUCUGGCUGGGGGCGUAGGGCUUCUAUCCUGAAUGAAGGGGCCAGGUCGCCACGCCAGGCGGAGGUGCUGGACCCGCGACGUCGAGGCGCAUCAGUCAGGAGGCCCGCGGAGGAGGGCGAGAUCAUGUCAGAGGUGUCGUCUUUGAGAAGUGAAGCGCAAUCGAGGGAUCGCGGUGGACCACCGCACAACGGCGAGAAUAGGACCCGCAGAGAUCCUCGCCUCGAGGAGCGUCAGAAGCGUCGCGGUAGUGAUGAAAGCGCUCGCAAGCAUCAAGCUCACACAGGCUCAUCCGCCGACUUGCAACAGCAUCUACAGGACCAAUUUGAAGUCGUAGAGAGGCGCAACGAACACCUUUCCACCAUCGUCAAUCGGCCUUGGCCACAACAGCCCUACUCUCGAACCCAGCUCGCCUCGACGCUCUUCUCCGCCAUUACUCGUCUCGUGCCCCUAGCAGAGGAGCUAGACAGGAAGCAGGUCGAGCUGGAUGACGCAGUCCAGUGGGUCGAGCUGAACAAGGACGAAGCAGGAGCACAGGAGACCAUCAGUCAGUUCGAGAAGGAGACGCGCGCCGAGCUUCAGAAGGCGGUCGAGGAAGCUCGCUCGGCGAUGGAGCCUGUUCAGCGCGAAUUCACACAGGCUCUGAUGCAGCUGGUCGACUACAAGUGGAUGAUCGAAGCUGCUCAGCAAAGUUCGGCGAAGAACAUCCUUCAUAUCUGCCAGGAGAUGCAGGACGAGUACCGGACCGCCUUCCAGAAGCUGGACCUCGACAGGAAGGCGAGCAUUGAGCGGGCGAGCAGAGAGGCGAGUGAUCAGCCACGACGCAUCUCACCUCGGCCAAUCGCAGCAGAGGAUGCCCCGCCGGCGGGCGCGGAGGCGUCUACAUCAGCAACAGCCACGGCGCCGGCGAGGACGACGACGACCGAAGGCGCCGCGACUGCACCGUCUGCUCGAACAGACGACGCCGUGCGUGCUCUGCGCAAUGCGCUCAAGGGAAUGCAGCGUCGACUGGAUCGCAUGGAGGAGGAGACGGACGCCACGAACGAGGAGGCGCAUGCUAUGCAGGCGGAAAUGGUGGACAACGUGGCAUGGGAAGCGAGAGAAGCGGUCAAGGCCGAGAUCCACGCGAUGCGAGAGAGGAAGAGGCGGCGGGUGGAAGUGAGCGAAGGUACCGGCGAGGGUACGCCUGCAACGGCGGCGACGGCAGGGCAGGAAGGCGCGCGCACAGCAUCGCCUGCCGCGCCUCGAGAGGAUCAAGACGAAACGAUGACGCAGGUAGCAAGCACGUCGGCCGUGCCCCCUCCCGCAGAACGCCCGUCGAGCUCCUCACUCACCUCGGCAGCACCCGCCUCAACCAGCAUCGACCUCGAAGCCCUCUCCGCCUCUCUUCAACCGCGCAUCGACUCCUCCAUCGAGACCAUCCGCACUGAAAUCCUCGAACUCGCCCAUCAGAAAGCUAGAGAAGACGCGAGCGCGAUCGAGGAGCGCGUCAAAUCCGCCUUUAAGGCCGUUGAGCAGGAAUUCACCAAAGUCCGAGCUCACACGGAGGAACGCUUCGACUUCCUUGCGGCAGAGAUGUUGCGGAAAGACAAUGAGUGGAAGGAGCGUUUCGCGAGGUACGAGGCUAUGCAGAGUGAGACGAAUGAGGGGCUCAAGAGGCUUGCCGGUGGGCAUGCGAGUACGAGGCAGUUGCUCAUGGCCAUGAUCCCCACGGUCAACCAAAUUGCACUGCCCCAGCGAACAGCAUCGACUGGCGCCACCCCGAGCGCCCCACCUCAUCCUCAGCCGCGACCGCAGUCUCUGCAGCCUACGCUAACCCUUCGCCCGGGGCAGGGACUUCAGACGUCCCCCUUCAUGAUGCAUCGAGGUAGCGCUCCGGUGUCGAAUGGCCGAACGCACAGUGCUGGAUCUGCAUCGAGUAGUCCGUCCGUGGCUCACUCACAGCCGCGCCAGCAGCAGGCCGCUCUCCAGUAUUUCGGUCAACCGCCGAUCCAUCAUCAGCAAGCGCUUCAGCAGCAGCAGCAACAGAACGCGAACCUUCAGAUGCAGCCCCAGACCCAGCAGCAGCAGCAACAACAGCAGGCCCAGAUGCCGAGCACAGAGUGAGCACGCGAACACGAAGCAAGACUUCCGCCCCUGAGUUCCCCUGGCCAGCACCCGCUCAUCCAUUCUCCUCAUCCUCUCUCCUCUCCUCUCUCUCCACGCGCCUCCUCCGCAGGAUCGACCCGCACCUAAUCAUCUUCAAAAUGAUGGGCGACUACUUCAAGCACAUCCCCC
Molecule: messenger RNA, 2817 nt
Organism: Jaminaea rosea
Lineage: Eukaryota; Fungi; Basidiomycota; Exobasidiomycetes; Microstromatales
Exons: 2
Coding region: 55-2646 (863 amino acids)
Molecular function (GO): zinc ion binding; nucleic acid binding
Source: RefSeq, a predicted model, not a curated record